AUGUCGUCGUCAGAUCUUCAGCCGCAUUCCGCUGGCCGUCAACCCUCUGUAUCCUGGCUAACGCUGUUUUCUGGUCUCACGAGUAUCGUCCUCUCGCACAUGCUCCUCAACAUGCGAGAAGCCAGUUUCAACGGCGGCACUGCUUCCUGCCCCGACACGUCUUCAUCUUCUGGUGUGCACUUCUCGCGAUGUAUCGAGGCAUUCGGGGCCACCUUCUUCAGACAGAAUGACGACGAUGUCAACCGAGAAGCUCGCGCACGAGGCAAUGACUCUGAAUUUGAUCAAGAUCUCGAAGUCGAGGCCGCGCGCUGCAGCCACCGACGCGUUGCCGACGCGUCUCAGCCUACUGCUUACUCUCACUCAGUGUCUGGCUCUGUUGCGGCUGGGACACGGCCUCACAAAGCUCAGAGCGCGUUUCAGUAUCUGCCCGUGCAAACGCGGCUGCGGUUCUACUCCCCAUCUGCUGCCAUUGCCUCAGCGAACUUCCGACUCAUCGGUAAAGACCGUUAA
Molecule: messenger RNA, 510 nt
Organism: Rhodofomes roseus
Lineage: Eukaryota; Fungi; Basidiomycota; Agaricomycetes; Polyporales; Fomitopsidaceae
Exons: 5
Coding region: 1-510 (169 amino acids)
Source: RefSeq, a predicted model, not a curated record